Penicillium pulvis is the source of this 225-nucleotide messenger RNA. RefSeq lists its product as uncharacterized. The coding region runs from base 1 to 225 and encodes 74 amino acids. The transcript has a single exon. Lineage: Eukaryota; Fungi; Ascomycota; Eurotiomycetes; Eurotiales; Aspergillaceae. The record is from RefSeq and is a predicted model, not a curated record.
AUGGCGAGCAAAAGGUCAAUUUCCUCUUCAAUGAUACCGCCCAGCCACUUCUCUUACAAUGCCGAGCGGGCAGUUCCAGUCUCCGAAGAAGUGGUCAAAGCAGCAGCAGAGAAUGGAACAUUUGGACCCAAAGUCAUGGAGACUCCCUUGUGGUCUUGUGGUCUCGAGGAGAUAGCCGGAAAUGAUGGGAACCCAGCGACUCUCCUUAUGCCCCCCGCACGGUAG